Molecule: messenger RNA, 1101 nt
Organism: Hirsutella rhossiliensis
Lineage: Eukaryota; Fungi; Ascomycota; Sordariomycetes; Hypocreales; Ophiocordycipitaceae
Product: DDE superfamily endonuclease domain-containing protein
Exons: 2
Coding region: 1-1101 (366 amino acids)
Cellular component (GO): nucleus
Molecular function (GO): DNA binding
Source: RefSeq, a predicted model, not a curated record
AUGAUCAAAAGUUUUGCCCAGGAUAUCGCCAAAAUUGAGGUCGGAAAGGACUGGCCGUAUAGCUUCGUCCGACGUAACAGCGAUGAGCUCGGCUGCACUUGGUUCGACGGUUUUGAUAUCGCAAGAAAGAGAGCAGACAAUGCUUCUAGAUACAGAGCCUACUAUGAGCUUAUUGGCGAGAAAAUCGAGAAAUACGACAUCCCGCCUUGCAACACGUAUAAUGUGGACGAAAAGGGCUUUCUCCUCGGCGUCAUCAAUCGUACCAAGAGAGUAUUCUCUGUUCGUGCCAAGAAGCAAGGAAAAUUGAUCGGUGCUGCGCAGGAUGGCAACAGAUCAUGGAUCACGUUCCUGGCAUGUGUCUGUCAAGACCUGACAGCGCUACCCCCGUUUCUCAUCUACCAAGGCAAGCCAGGGCAAGUUCAGGACUCCUGGCUCACGGAGUUUGAUCCGGAGCACCAAGCGGCGUUUUUCACAACCUCAGAAACGGGUUGGACGAACCAUGAACUUGGAAAGGAAUGGCUCAUUGGUGUUUUCGACCGGUUCACGAAAGAAAAGGCGCGAAACGGCCGGGAUUACCGCCUCCUGAUUACCGACGGACACUCUAGUCAUGUCAAUAUGGACUUCCUGGAGUGGUGUGACCAGCAUCGGAUAAUCGUUGCCGUGUUUCCGCCGCAUUCCACGCACAGGCUGCAGCCCUUGAUGUGUCCCUUUGGCCCUCUCGACCGCAUACACCAACCAGCUCAUCCAGUGGACUGCAAAGACACAGGGACUCAUCGGGCUAUCGAAACGCGAGUUCUGGUCGUUAUUUUGGAACGCAUUCGGGUCAUCUUUCUCGGCGGAGAACAUCGCAAGUGGUUGGAAACGGACCGACUCCUCCCAUUUGACCCUGAAGUCGUUUUUGUCGCAGAUCGCGGAGAAACAGAAGAUGAGUCUGAGUCUGGCGACAGCUCCGUUGACUCGCUCGCCCUGCAGCAGCCCACUGCUCGGGAUUUGCGCCGACUUGUCGACAAGGUAGUCGAUGGAUCCUCAAAAACGCUAGCCGAGACAGUCGGAAGCUCAAAGUACUCUCGAAAGUCUCCAAUCUCAGAACGAAUUGCUUGA